Molecule: messenger RNA, 1301 nt
Organism: Clarias gariepinus (North African catfish)
Lineage: Eukaryota; Metazoa; Chordata; Actinopteri; Siluriformes; Clariidae
Gene: ube3d
Product: ubiquitin protein ligase E3D
Exons: 10
Coding region: 16-1203 (395 amino acids)
Biological process (GO): protein autoubiquitination; proteasome-mediated ubiquitin-dependent protein catabolic process; protein polyubiquitination
Cellular component (GO): ubiquitin ligase complex; cytosol; nucleus
Molecular function (GO): ubiquitin protein ligase activity; cyclin binding; ubiquitin conjugating enzyme binding
Source: RefSeq, a predicted model, not a curated record
AACAGUUUUGAAUAAAUGGAGGCAUCGAAUAAACAGGACGUUGUGUUUAUUGAGCUGAGAGAGCGGUUAAGAAGCGGAUUGGUAAUUAUACGGACUGAUGUUGCUAAAGACAUAUCUCUGGUAAAUGUGUCUAGUGGAGACACCGCUAUACAAAUCCACAUACCUGAUGGGGUGUUUGACGUGAAACUCCCCCCAGAGGUCAGACUAGUGGAGGGUUCAUGUCAGAAGAGUCCGGAGCUGAGCGCGGAUGGGCUGCAUAUUAGAGUGCGUUUGAAGCUUGGCCAAUGUUCAGAGGCUCCGGGCAGUGCAAUUCAGCAUCUGAGGGCACAGAGGAGCUAUUGUAUCUUGUGUCAGUCCUGUGGGGACAUGCUGCUCAAAGACAGGGUUUUCAGGCGAGUACUCCCCUUACCCAAUGGGAACUGGAAUACGCUGAUAGAUGACUGGUGUUGCCAUCCUGAUCCUUUUGCCAACAAAAAGCUUCACCCUAAACAAGAGGACUGUUUACUCGGUGACACAUACUUCCUCUUGACCCAGGACGGCAGCAGUGAGGAAAGGCUUACGUAUGGAGUGGAGGCGCCUGAUGUAAACGCCGACUCUAAUGUGCAUUCCAGAAAGCAGGCACUUGGCCACAGGAAUGUGGUUUUCUGUAAGAAUUGCUGCGCAGUGCUGGGAGAGGCAGUCACGACAGAGGUUUUAAAAUUCUAUAUAACUGAAGUCAUUGUGAGGCAAAGUGAAGAUGGAGAGGACACCAUGCCACAAAAUAGGCAACAGUUCCUAGAAAGAGCCCUUGUUUCCAAACUUGUUGAGCUGUCAUCUGCUCAAAGCAUAUUUCGCUUUUCCAUCCAGACACCAGAUGGUAGAGCUGUGAUCAUGCUAUGGCUCUUGAACAUGGACACACUGAUCGCUUCAUUCCCCGAGAAAGCCAUCAGCAGUGACAUCCUCAUCUCCGCCAGUGACCGUCAUCCCAAUAAGCAUCAGUCAUGCCAGGCAGUUGGGGCAAUCAAAGUCCUUUACCUCCCCUGCACUCAUGGUCAACAGGAUGAAGCUGUUGAUGCAUGGGAGAAGGACAUCAGUGUUCAUCCUCUGAUCCUCCCUCGAAGCACAUGUGAGGAGGUUCUGCAGCUCCUGAGCUCCUCUACAAAAACACUGCCCUCCUCAUUGUGCUCAAUGAAAAACUAUCAGGUAGCAUAUUUAAGAAGAUGAAUGUGUGAAAUGGGGCAGACUGUGCAGAAUCCAUGUAAUAUGCCUCAUGGAACCAUUGACUUGAACUAUCAUUAAUAAACUUUUAAUAUUAAAAAAAA